AUGGGUCGCAUGUUCCUAAUAGUUGUAGACUCCUACUCUAAGUGGUUGGAGGUUUUACCUAUGGGUUCCACUACAGCCCAAGCUACCCUACUACAGCUACGUAAGUUGUUCGCCACGUUUGGAAUUCCAGAACACAUUGUCACGGACAAUGGGCCACAAUUCACUUGCGGCGAGUUUCAAGAGUUCAUGCUGAGAAACAACAUAAAGCAUACUCUUACACCACCAGGACACCCUGCGUCAAACGGAAUGGCCGAAAAGUAUGUUCAGCAUUUCAAGUCUCACAUGAAGAAGAUGAAAGACAAUGGAAGUACUCUAGAAGAAAAUCUUGCAACAACCCCACACUCUGCUACUGGCGACACACCUAGCCACCUGCUCAUGAAACGUCAGCUGCGAACAUGGUUCUCUAACCUGAGACCUGGGCUUGUCAGUGACAAGGAACAGUCUGUGUUUGAGAAAAAUUGUAAGUGCGAACCAAGAUUCAAGGAACUUGGAGAUGCUGUUUUCGUGCUCAAUCUUCGUAGUGGACCACGCUGGUUACCAGGUACUGUGAUUGAUGUGCUGCAGCGCUCAUACUACAUCCAAGUGGAUGAACACGUCUACAAGAGGCAUGAAGACCAGUUGAGGCCCAGGAUGCUUGACAUGAAGGUUAGGCCAGAAGCUGACAGAAACUUAGAACCCCUGCUACAAACUCCAGUGCCUCUAGAAACAGCUGCAACCCCAGAAAUGGCUAAAACACUAAAGACCUCAGUUCCAGCUCCAUUUCAACCAGCCGAGUCUCCUCAUAAAGAAAAGGAACCUAGCGUGAGUGAAGUGCCCAAGAUGGAGGAAGAACAACCUCCUGGACUAAGAAGAAACCCAGAGAGACAGAGAAGGCCUCCACUUCGUUAUAGGGAAUGA
Messenger RNA from Actinia tenebrosa (Australian red waratah sea anemone), 897 nucleotides. RefSeq lists its product as uncharacterized. NCBI's taxonomy places the organism in Eukaryota, Metazoa, Cnidaria, Anthozoa, Actiniaria, Actiniidae. The record is from RefSeq and is a predicted model, not a curated record.